Messenger RNA from Nanorana parkeri, 789 nucleotides. Its product is annotated as gastrula zinc finger protein XlCGF71.1-like. Lineage: Eukaryota; Metazoa; Chordata; Amphibia; Anura; Dicroglossidae. The transcript has 2 exons. Bases 1 to 789 code for a protein of 262 amino acids. The record is from RefSeq and is a predicted model, not a curated record.
AUGGUAGUUGGUGGUAAUCGGAAGUGUCCGGACACUGAUGGCAAGUGGAUUGUAGAAACCGCAGUUCUCCAGCACAUGAUGAGUCAAGUAGGAGAUGCGACGUAUGAAUGCCCCGAGUGCCAGAAGAGUUUUACAGCCAAGUCAAGCCUCAGAACUCACCAGAGGGUUCACACGGGAGAGAAACCAUUUAAAUGUCCGCAGUGUGGCAAAUGCUUCUCAAGAAUCCACCAUCUUGCUCGUCACGAAGUAGUGCACACGGGAGAGAAGCCUUUUUCGUGCUUCGAAUGCACACGAUUGUUUCCAACCAAAGAAUCGCUAAGCAGACAUCAGAGGGUUCACACUGGGUUGAAGCCAUUUAUAUGUUCAGAAUGUGACAAGUGCUUCUCUCUCUUCGCUAACCUUGCUGCACACCAGAGGACUCACACAGGAGAGAAGCCUUUCCGAUGUUCAGAGUGUGAUAUGUCCUACAGAGAAAUCGGUCAUCUUAUUCGGCAUCAAAAGGCCCACACGGGAGAGAAGCCAUAUACAUGUUCAGAAUGUGACCUUGCCUUUGCAAAUAAGGUACAUCUUGCUGUACACCAGAGAAUCCACACUGGAGUGAAACCAUUCAGGUGUUCUGAGUGUGGCAAAUGCUUCAAGCACAAGCAGCCGCUUGCUAUACACCUCAGAGUGCACACAGGAGAGAAGCCAUAUUCAUGCACUGAAUGUAGUAAGAGUUUUAGGUCAAAAUCAUCUCUGAUCCAGCAUCAGAAGCUUCACAUCGACGUCCAGAAUGUCACAAGUGUUUAA